Molecule: messenger RNA, 2012 nt
Organism: Vigna unguiculata (cowpea)
Lineage: Eukaryota; Viridiplantae; Streptophyta; Magnoliopsida; Fabales; Fabaceae
Gene: OVA1
Product: methionyl-tRNA synthetase / methionine-tRNA ligase / MetRS (cpMetRS)
Biological process (GO): methionyl-tRNA aminoacylation
Cellular component (GO): chloroplast stroma; mitochondrion
Molecular function (GO): methionine-tRNA ligase activity; ATP binding
Source: RefSeq, a predicted model, not a curated record
AUGGCAGUGAGAAUAAACUGCUCCAUUCAAAACACCCUCUCUCUCCUUAACCCUCCCCUCUCUUCCCUCCGUUUCAGAGCUUCUCCUCUGAAGCUGAAUCCCCAGUUCCGUUUUGGUCAAAAUCCCUCUCGAGGAGCUUUGUUCUGCACCUACGCCACCACAGAUAUCACUCCCUCAAAUGCCGAACCCUUUGUCCUCACCACUCCUCUCUACUACGUCAAUGCCCCUCCUCACAUGGGUAGCGCUUACACCACCAUCGCCGCCGAUGCCAUUGCUCGCUUCCAGCGGCUAUUGGGAAAAAAAGUUAUAUUUAUUACUGGCACGGAUGAGCAUGGGGAGAAAAUUGCAACUGCUGCCAUGGCUCAGGGUUCAACUCCUCCCGACCAUUGCAAUCUCAUAUCUCAAUCUUACAAGGCGCUUUGGAAAGAUUUAGAUAUUUCUUAUGACAAAUUCAUCAGAACAACUGAUAGCAAGCAUGAAGCAAUUGUCAAGGAAUUCUAUUCAAGAGUUCUUGACAGUGGUGACAUCUAUCGAGCUGAUUAUGACGGACUUUAUUGUGUUAACUGUGAGGAAUAUAAGGAUGAGAAAGAACUGCUUGAUAAUAAUUGUUGUCCAGUGCACCUAAAGCCUUGCGUUUCAAGGAAAGAGGACAAUUACUUCUUUGCACUGUCAAAAUAUCAGAAGGCAUUGGAAGAAACACUAAAUAAAAAUCCUAAUUUUGUGCAACCAUCAUUCCGUUUAAAUGAGGUUCAAAGUUGGAUAAAAAGUGGCUUGAGGGACUUUUCCAUUUCCCGAGCAUCAGUUGAUUGGGGCAUUCCUGUUCCUGAUGACAAGAGCCAGACUAUAUAUGUUUGGUUUGAUGCUUUACUAGGUUAUAUAUCUGCACUAUCCGAUGAUCAAGAGCAACCUGAUUUACUAAAAUCUGUUUCUUCAGGUUGGCCAGCUUCACUGCACUUGAUUGGUAAGGAUAUUCUACGCUUCCAUGCUGUAUAUUGGCCAGCUAUGCUAAUGUCUGCGGGACUAAGCCUUCCUAAAAUGGUAUUUGGCCAUGGAUUCCUGACAAAGGAUGGCAUGAAGAUGGGCAAGUCACUAGGGAACACACUUGAACCAAACGAUUUGGUUGAUAAAUUUGGGACAGAUGCAGUUAGAUACUUCUUCCUCAGAGAGGUGGAAUUUGGCAGUGAUGGAGAUUAUUCUGAGGAACGGUUCAUCAAUAUUGUCAAUGCACAUCUUGCCAACACAGUUGGAAAUCUUCUUAAUCGAACACUAGGGCUUCUAAAAAAGAACUGCCAAUCAAUUCUGGUAGUGGAUUCCGCCACGGCUGCUGAAGGAAAUUCAUUCAAGGAUAAUGUAGAGAAUCUGGUUGAUAAAGCUCGCAUUCACUAUGAAAAUCUGUCCUUGUCAUCAGCUUGUGAGGCUGUUCUGGAGAUUGGUAAUGUUGGUAAUUCCUAUAUGGAUCAGCGUGCACCAUGGUCUCUCUUUAAACAAGGAGAUACUGCUGCUGAAGCAGCUGCUAAGGACCUGGUAAUUAUAUUAGAGACGGUGAGGAUUAUUGCUAUUGCGCUAUUUCCUGUUACACCAAGCUUGAGUUGGAGAAUAUAUGAACAACUUGGCUAUUCCAGGGACCAAUUUGAUGCAGCAACCUGGAAAGACACCAAGUGGGGUGGACUUAAGGGUGGCCAAGUGAUGGCUCAACCUAAACCAGUCUUUGCUAGGAUUGAAAACCAAACUGAAGUUGAAGACAAAAGCAAAGGGGUUGCAGUUGGUAAGACUGUGAAAAGCAAAGGGAAGUUGAAGUUGAAGCAAGCCCAAGAAGUCGCUGGAGCUUAGAUACCAUGUUUGAUGUCUUUUCCCUUUCUGAAUUGUUAUUAUUUUCUCUAACUCAGCUUCGUGUACACAAACAUUUAGACACAUACAUGUGCAAGAAGGUAGCAUGAGCACCAGGCAUAUGCAUGUGUAUAAAUUUUGAACAAUUUUGUUUUGGAAAUAAAGUUAGAGUGCAUAAUGUUUUA